Molecule: messenger RNA, 2261 nt
Organism: Scylla paramamosain (green mud crab)
Lineage: Eukaryota; Metazoa; Arthropoda; Malacostraca; Decapoda; Portunidae
Product: mucin-2-like
Exons: 6
Coding region: 147-2213 (688 amino acids)
Source: RefSeq, a predicted model, not a curated record
UCCGUGUCCCCACUGCGCGCCCUCGCCGUUCCCUCGUCCUUCCUUGUCUUUGAUAUGGGUGAUGAUUGAGCAGCACCUCUCAAGCUGACUGUGACUGAGCGGAACUGGGUGAGAGACCAAGACUGACUGCUCGUGACUGGGGAAAGAUGAAGAGUGCCCUUAGUUUCCUUGUGGCAGUCAGCCUCAUCUUGACGGUGUUGGCGUGGACGGUGACAGCAGAAAAAUCUUCAGAAGAUGACAUUUUGAAGGAAAUCAAUGAUGAGCUGCAUAAAAUAGAAGAAUUAUUUGACACACUCCUUACAAUGGUGAACAACCCCGCCACUCCCGGCACAAAGACCUCAACGCAAUCAUCACCGCAAACCACCACGCCCGACGGUCCUCACACCACCACACACGACGGCACCACGCCUGGAGGCGCUGACACCACCACACACGACGGCACCACGCCUGGAGGCGCUGACACUACCACACACGACGGCACCACGCCUGGAGGCGCUGACACCACCACACACGACGGCACCACGCCUGGAGGCGUUGACACCACCACACCCGACGGCGCCACGACUGGAGGCGUUGACACCACCACACACGACGGCACCACGCCUGGAGGCGCUGACACUACCACACACGACGGCACCACGCCUGGAGGCGCUGACACCACCACACACGACGGCACCACGCCUGGAGGCGUUGACACCACCACACCCGACGGCGCCACGCCUGGAGGCGUUGACACCACCACACAUGACGGCACCACGCCUGGAGGCGCUGACACCACCACACACGACGGCACCACGCCUGGAGGCGCUGACACCACCACACACGACGGCACCACGCCUGGAGGCGUUGACACCACCACACCUGACGGCACCACGCCUGGAGGCGUUGACACCACCACACCCGACGGCACCACGCCUGGAGGCGUUGACACCACCACACCCGAUGGCACCACUCUCGAUGGCGUUGACACCACCACACACGACGGCACCACUUCCGACGGCGUUGACACCACCACACCCGACGUUGUUGACACCACCACACCCGACGGCGUUGACACCACCACACCCGACGUUGUUGACACCACCACACCCAACGGCGUUGACACCACCACACCCGACGGCGUUGACACCACCAUACCCGACGGCGUUGACACCACCACACCCGACGUUGUUGACACCACCACACCCGACGGCGUUGACACCACCACACCCGACGUUGUUGACACCACCACACCCGACGGCGUUGACACCACCACACCCGACGUUGUUGACACCACCACACCCGACGGCGUUGACACCACCACACCCGAAGGUGUUGACACCACCACACCCGACGGCGUUGGUACCACCACACCCGACGGUGUCGGCACCACCACAACCGACGGUGUUGGCACCACCACACCCGACGGCGUUGGUAUCACCACACCCGAAGGCGUUGACACUACCACAGCCGACGGUGUUGACACUACUACAUCCGACGGUGUUGUCAACGGCAUUUCAGGCAAUGAUAGCACUCCAGAUGCGAAAAAUUUAUUGAGGCGUCUUCUAUCAGCAAGUGAAGAUAAUGGUAACAAUGAUGAAGAUGGAAAGGGCACCGAUAAUGAUGACAACGAAGACGAUGAGAAAGAAAACAUUUCCGAUGACAAAGGAAAUGGAAAUGGAAAUAACAAUGAAGGGCAAGAGAAUGAUGAGACAGAGGAGGGGAACAAGGAUGAUAACAAGUAUUCGGAUAUAUGCGAACCUCUUACGAACACCGAAGAAGACCUCUGCAAACGCUUACAAACUGUCAUGCAAGACAUCGAUGAAGUGGCAAGCGAAGUGGCCCAAGGUGAAAUCUCUCAGGAACAGCUGGAUAAACUGCAAACAAGUUCCAAAAAUCUAGAUGACAUCGUCGAGCUGGCCAAGAAUAAUGAUGAGUUCAUUGCCAGUGUGAAGAAAGACACAUUCAAUGAAGCCGUUAAAGAAGUGAAACAGAAUGUGCAGGAAGCUGAGAAUAAAGUUGAUGAAAAGCUGGAUCCUCCUAAGUCUGACCACACUCUAGAAAUCAUCCUUGGAACGCUGGGUGGUUUACUGGGUGUGGUGCUUCUGGUGGGACUCGGUUAUCAUUUCUACUUGCGCAAGAAACCAGAUAGACCAGAAGCGAAUGACAGAAACGUUUCAAGCUCCACAGGGGGAGAAGAGAGAAGUAGCGAUAUCGUGGAUAACACUGUAUAAGUUAAAGACUUGCAUCAUGUAAUAAAUGUACCAAUGUAUGUAUGUAUG